AUGGACGCUGCAACUCUUUUUGACGUCAAGGGCAAAGUUGUCUUGGUUACUGGCGGUGCAAAGGGUAUCGGUCGAUCGAUAUCUGAAGGCUUUGUUGCAAAUGGAGCAAAAGUAUACAUAUCGUCGAGAGAUGUCAAGGCAUGCGAGAAAGCCUGCGAAGAAUUAAACGCAUUAGGCAAAGGCAGCGCACACGCCAUCCCCGCCGACUUCUACAAAGUCGAAGAUUGCCAGCGCAUGGUCGACACCCUCAAGAAACUCGAGCCGAAGCUACACGUCCUGGUCAACAAUUCCGGUUCGAACUGGGGGGCUCCCUACGCCGAGUUCCCCGACUCGGCAUGGACCCGAGUGCUGACUCUCAACCUGACCCGCGUCUUCACCAUCACGCAGCUCGUGACGCCUCUCCUUGAAGCCGCUGCCACGCCCGGCGAUCCUGCGCGCAUCAUCAAUAUCGGCUCUGUGGAUGGUGUACGGGUCCCUGAGCUCGAGACGUUCAGUUAUAGUGCGAGCAAAGCGGGGUUACAUCAGUUGAGUCGAGUGCUGGCGAAUCAUCUUGGGAAACGGAAUAUUACGUCCAAUGCGUUAGCGUGUGGGCCCUUCCAGAGCAAGAUGAUGGCUGCUACCCUGAAGAAUUUCGGGGACGUGAUUGUGAGCGGGAUUCCUCUAGGGAGGAUAGGAAGCCCUCAGGAUAUAGCCGGGGCUUGCUUGUUCUUGUCUAGCAAGGCGGGUAGCUAUGUUAACGGCGCAUUAAUUGCCUUGGAUGGUGGGACAUUGGUGGCGUCCAAACUUUAG
Amorphotheca resinae ATCC 22711 is the source of this 789-nucleotide messenger RNA. RefSeq lists its product as hypothetical. Bases 1 to 789 code for a protein of 262 amino acids. The transcript has 3 exons. Gene Ontology annotation, molecular function: oxidoreductase activity. NCBI's taxonomy places the organism in Eukaryota, Fungi, Ascomycota, Leotiomycetes, Helotiales, Amorphothecaceae. The record is from RefSeq and is a predicted model, not a curated record.